AUGGCCAUCGCCAAGCCGGUCUGGCGCGACGUGUUCGGCGGCUUCGUCCCCACAGGCCAGAUCUUCACCGACCCCGCGAUGCUCACGAUCGCGAUCGGCAUCUUGGGCGCCACGGUCAUGCCCCACAAUCUCUACCUCCACUCGGCCGUCAUCCAGACGCGCGCCUUCGAGCGCACCCCCGUCGGCCGGCGGCGCGCGAUCCUGUAUGGCACGCUCGACAGCACGCUUUCCCUGAUGUUUGCGUUCCUGGUCAACGCGGCCAUCGUGAUCCUGGCGGCGGCGGCGUUCUUCUACUCGUCCUACCCCCAUAGGGAAUCCGUGGACAUCACCGACGCCUACAACCUCCUGGCCCCCUCCCUGGGCACCAAGGCGGCCUCCAUCGUGUUUGCAGUCGCCCUGCUGGCCAGCGGCCAGAACAGCACCAUCACCGCCACCCUGGCCGGCCAGGUCGUGCUCGAGGGCUUCCUCGAGCUCCGCAUGCGCCCCUGGCUGCGCCGCCUGCUGACGCGCGGCGCCGCGAUCGUGCCCGCCGCGGCCGUCGCCGCGGCGAUGGGCGACGCGGCGGUCGGCAAGCUGCUGAUCAUUUCGCAGGUCGUGCUGUCGCUGCAGCUGAGCUUUGCGGUGCUGCCGCUGGUGCACUUCACGACGAACCGCAAGUACGUCGGCCGCUACGCCUCGGGGUGGCCGGCCACCGUGGCCGCGUGGCUGGUGGCUGGGGCCAUCGCGGGGCUGAACGUGUACAUGCUCAUCAGGUUCGCCAUGGAUGGCGCAGAGCUGUGA
This is a messenger RNA of Monoraphidium neglectum, 780 nucleotides long. Its product is annotated as putative manganese transport protein mntH. The record is from RefSeq and is a predicted model, not a curated record. Gene Ontology annotation, biological process: metal ion transport. The coding region runs from base 1 to 780 and encodes 259 amino acids. Gene Ontology annotation, cellular component: membrane. Gene Ontology annotation, molecular function: cadmium ion transmembrane transporter activity; manganese ion transmembrane transporter activity. NCBI's taxonomy places the organism in Eukaryota, Viridiplantae, Chlorophyta, Chlorophyceae, Sphaeropleales, Selenastraceae. The transcript has 2 exons.